CACCCCUAUCUCGUUCACUCACUCAAUCUCUCUCUUCGCGUUUUUUUUUUAAUCCAAAGAGCGAGGAAGAGAGUGACACGGCGGAGUCGGAGAGGCAAGAGGGAGAGAGAGACAACGUGAAAUAGCGCGAGGCUAAAGACAUCCUUAAUGACUCGCGCCUUACGUGGGCCGCUUGGACCCGAAGCAGCGACGACGAGGAAGACGCUCAAGAGGGAAUUAUGUUUGAUGUACCGCCCAAGUUUUACGAGCUCUGCCGCCUUUGUUUGUCGUCGGACGGUGUCAAGCUGUCCAUAUUCGAGGAGGAGGGCACGCAGCGCAACUUCGCCGACAAGAUACUCACCUGCCUCUCUAUCGCGGUGAAAGAUGGAGACUCACUACCGCCGAUCAUCUGCCACCGCUGCGUCUACAAGUUGGAUGUUUUACACAACUUUCGGGAGGUCUCCCGGAAAUCCGACGUCAUACUCAAACAGUACUUAGACUAUGCGAAACAAUUGUCCUCCCAGGAUGAACUGGAAAAGUCCCUAAACAACGUAAAGUCGGGCAGCGAGCUAACUUCGCUACAAUCCUUCAUCCAGCUGAACAAGACCCUCUUCAACGACGCGCCCAACUCGCCUGCUAGUAUCAAUCAAAAUCUUUUACCCCAGACUCGCACCCAUCACGUGGAGCAACAGUCGACGUUGCACCAUCCGCAAGCCCAUCAGACCCACCCGACCCAGCGAGUCAUUACGGAGGAUCAGGCCGGGACAGGGACAGCUCUCGAAGAUGACACGUACUCCAACAGCUCCGAUCCCGACAGGCUCGAGAUCGAGGAUAGAGACGAGGACGCGGAGGAAAGCGACGAUGGUGGAGAGAACGGCUACGACAUGAGUAUUGGUACCAAGAGGCCCAAGCUUCAGAAAAACAGUAACAGCCUUGAGGGCGUCACUUGCAAACGAGAGGGUAGCAGCAGUCCCCCCGGCGUUGUCAGUCCCAUCAACAGGAUGGACACGCCGGAGAGUAACUGCUCGGAUACCCAGGUCGAUCAGGAGACGACGAAACUCUGGCAAGCACUUGCUAGCAAUCGUAAUCUGGAGAUCACGCGGACAAACGGGGAUAAGCCGAACAACGGCUUCAGCGGCGAGGCGACCAACCUCCUACGCUCUCUCAUCAACAACCGGCAGAUCGGCAUAACGGCAGUAGAGGCAGCUGUAGCCGCCGCCGCCGCCGCCGCCGCCAAUGUCAGCCCCGACGGUAGACCAUCGCCCCAGAUACGAUUCUAUAGGGACACCCAGGGUACGCCGACCGACUGCUCCAUCCUUGGAAAACGCUCCAACAUAGCCCCGCACAUCGAUACCAAGAAUACAUCGAUGGAUAGUAAUCCAUCGAGUCCAGCAAGUGGUGGUGGCAGCGGGGCAGGAGGGGGAUUUGGUAGCAACCGGAAAGAGACGAAGGGUAGGCGGAAGCAAAGCUAUCCGAGUAAGGCGCCAACAAGUCCCGUUGACUAUCAGCGACAGGAGUCUCUGGAAGAGCAGGCCCACGACUUUACUGCCUGGUCCAAUAAAAUAAAACGAAAGUUACAGGAUGAACAGAGACAGUCGGUGGACCAACAAGGCGUCGUGGGGGGCAACGGCAGCAAUAGCGUCGCGAAGAAGGUUGACAUGUCGUGUACGAACUGCGGCACAAUGACCACGACAAUCUGGAGGCGGAACAUGAAGGGCGAAAUGGUGUGCAACGCUUGCGGACUGUAUUACAAACUCCACGGGGUCAAUCGGCCAAUGACGAUGCGUCGAGAUACGAUACACACACGUCGGCGCAGGCCCAAGGGCGAGAAGCCCACCAGGCACCGAAAAAAAGGCGACGGCGGUCAACAGCAACAGCAACAGCAACAGCAGCAGCAACAUCAGGAGCCGAUGGACCCCGAAAGUGCCGAUAUGCUCGCGGCGUUGCGCCGUCAAAUUCAACCACAUCUGAUGAUGGCGGCCCUGACGACGCCUCCGCAGGCGGCGCGCGGCGUUCCGCAGGUGCGGGGCGGACCCCUCGCCGGAGCGCCCAUCAACUUCAGCAUUCCCCUUAGCAGCUUUAUGAUGCACCACGUGAAAACGGAGGAUGAACGCCAGGACGAAGCUGACGACAUCGACGAUGAUGGCGACGAAGAAAACAUCUCGGAUGUGCCGCUGAACCUCGUCGCCACGUCGCUUGCCGAGGAGGCCCACUGACGCGUCUCCCGCGGGAUUUGUGCCGACAAAAUCUUAAGCUCAUUAAGGAUCGCGAGCGGUCAGGCCAGAUAACGAGCGCGAACCCAUCGCGGGAGAUGCACAUCUAUAUUUUUUAUACACAAAGACUAAGGACGGCUGUACUCCUGAUGAGGUGACGAGCGCGUGGAAGCGAUACUUACGUACGUACGACGAGUGAAACAAGGGAGACGGGAUUAAUAAGAAGGGAAUUCUAUUGAUAUUAUAAUGUCGCAGUAUUAAGAGUAAAGAGAUGAAAAAUGUGAGCGCGAAGAGUUGAACAAUACAGGCGAAAGAAAGGCUAAGCGGUUACUCAAAUUGUACAUAGGAUUAAUACGUAUACGAGAAUGAGGAGGAAGGAAGGUUAUUUUUAUACAA
Messenger RNA from Ceratosolen solmsi marchali, 2588 nucleotides. Its product is annotated as box A-binding factor. Gene Ontology annotation, cellular component: nucleus. Gene Ontology annotation, biological process: positive regulation of transcription by RNA polymerase II; negative regulation of transcription by RNA polymerase II; cell fate commitment. Gene Ontology annotation, molecular function: DNA-binding transcription factor activity, RNA polymerase II-specific; zinc ion binding; RNA polymerase II cis-regulatory region sequence-specific DNA binding. Lineage: Eukaryota; Metazoa; Arthropoda; Insecta; Hymenoptera; Agaonidae. The record is from RefSeq and is a predicted model, not a curated record. The coding region runs from base 219 to 2195 and encodes 658 amino acids. The transcript is spliced from 9 exons.